This is a messenger RNA of Phaeodactylum tricornutum CCAP 1055/1, 537 nucleotides long. RefSeq lists its product with no specific name. Lineage: Eukaryota; Bacillariophyta; Bacillariophyceae; Surirellales; Neidiaceae. The record is from RefSeq and is a predicted model, not a curated record. The transcript has a single exon. The annotation marks the transcript as partial.
UGGAUGAAUAAGCCGAAAAAGGUCAAAAUUGAAGGUGCCCGAAUCAACGUACGCGUCCCCGAAAAAACCGACUGCUGGCGAAAAACGCGGCACAAUUUCAUUAUGGACAACGCACCUUUUUAUUGGCACAAGAUUGCCGGCGAUUUCGAAGUGGUGUGCAAAAUUUCAGGCGGCUUCGAAAAAAUGUACGACAAGGCCGGUCUAAUGAUUCGGCAAGAUGAAGAGAAUUGGAUAAUGAGCGGCAUGGAAUGUUUCAACGAUCAAAUGAAUCAUUCCACCUGCAUCACUCGAGACUACACAGAUUGGUCACUUGCUCCGCUUCCUGAAAAUUCCGAGAAAGUGGGAAUCUGGUUCGCCAUCAAGCGCCUCGGAGACGCCAUUGAAACGUUUUAUUCGAUCGAGGGCAAAAAGUGGAUCCAAACAAGACAGGGGCUGUUCAGUUCAGCUCCCGUGCUGAAGGUGGGAAUAGUUUGCGCGUGUCCGAUGGGUGAUCCCUUCAAAGUGAAUUUUGACAUGUACCGCUGUAAGAACAUCUAG